This is a messenger RNA of Lactuca virosa, 1764 nucleotides long. The record is from the annotation of a GenBank genome assembly. Lineage: Eukaryota; Viridiplantae; Streptophyta; Magnoliopsida; Asterales; Asteraceae.
AUGACUACCUCUUCUUACUGUUUUUCUCCCACUAGAAACCCAAUCACACAUUCAAACACAAACUUGUUGUUUCUCAAUUCAAACCUUUAUCUACCAAAACACAGAAACCAUGCUCCUUUCACUUACGAAACCAAGAAAGAUUUCAUUUCCAACAUACCCAAAUCCACAAUUUCGCUUCUCAACAUCAAGAACCACCAUAAAUCCACACACCCUUUUGCAUCUUUAUCAUCUUUUGCUCAAAAUCAAGAAGGUGAAGGUGAAGGUGAAAAUCAAGAAAGUGCUAAAGAAGAAGCUCAAGGAAUGGGGUUAAAGAUUAAGUUGUUGUCAUACGCAACACUUCUGUUUGGGUUUUAUAUGGCUUGGAAUAUUGGUGCGAAUGAUGUGGCGAAUGCCAUGGGGACAUCGGUGGGGUCCGGGGCUUUGACUCUCCGGCAGGCGGUGCUGACCGCCGCGGUGUUAGAGUUUUCCGGCGCGUUGUUGAUGGGGCGGCAUGUGACGAGUACAAUGCAGAAAGGGAUUCUUGUUGCUAAUGUUUUUCAAGGGAAGGAUGCUUUGCUUUUUGCAGGGUUAUUAUCGUCUUUAGCCGCUGCGGGUACUUGGUUACAAGUUGCAUCAUACUAUGGUUUGCCUGUCUCGACUACACACUGUAUUGUGGGAUCCAUGGUUGGGUUUGGGCUCGUGUAUGGAGGACCCGAUGCGGUUUUCUGGAGCUCAUUAGCAAGGGUGACAUCAUCUUGGGUUAUAUCGCCUCUUAUGGGUGCAGCAGUUUCCUUCCUCGUGUACAAAUGCAUCCGUAGGUUUGUUUACAGUGCUCCAAACCCCGGACAAGCAGCGGCUGCAGCUGCACCGAUUGCUGUUUUCGUGGGUGUCACAGCAAUAACUUUUGCAGCUUUUCCUCUAAGCAACACGCUCCCAAUAGCAUUCACCCAAGCUUUAGCAUGUGGGACACUUGGGGCAUUCCUAUUCAACAACAUCAUCCGAAAACAACUCGGUCACCUCCUCGACAAGUCAAACUCAAAGUCAAACUCAAACUCGACACCACAAGAGCCACACGAAGAGUCAACAACCAAAACCAUCGGUUUCCUAUCAGAUAUCGCGGGGCCCACAGGCACCCAAUUGGAAAUAGUUUACGGGGUGUUUGGAUACAUGCAAAUUCUAUCCGCUUGCUUCAUGUCAUUCGCGCAUGGUGGAAAUGACGUUUCUAAUGCGAUAGGCCCUUUAGCUGCGGCUCUUUCUAUAUUACAAGGGGGUGCGACCGGGGGCGAAAUCGUAAUUCCAAUGGAUGUUCUUGCAUGGGGUGGAUUUGGGAUUGUUGCGGGGCUUAUGAUGUGGGGGUAUAGAGUGAUAGCUACGAUUGGUAAAAAGAUCACCGAGUUGACUCCUACAAGAGGUUUUGCAGCUGAAUUUGCUGCUGCUUCGGUUGUACUCUUUGCAUCAAAACUUGGACUUCCUAUCUCGGCAACUCAUACUCUUGUGGGUGCAGUUAUGGGAGUCGGGUUUGCAAGGGGGCUUAAUAGUGUGAGGGCGGAAACUGUGAGGGAAAUUGUUACUUCAUGGGUGGUUACUAUUCCAGUCGGCGCUGUGUUUGCUGUGAUUUACACGUGGCUCUUUACCAAGUUCUUGCCAAAUAUUUUUUGAGUGUACAUCGAAUAAAUAAUUCGAAUUUGAAUGAUUUUGAGGCUCUAUCAAACACUAAUUAAUUACUCAACUUUUUUCUUUUAUUUGAUAUAUAAUCAAUGAUUGAUUGCCUCAUGUUGGAAACCA